CUUCACUAUCACAUCUGAACAUAUGGUAAGGCCAGAAUAGAAAGACAUGGGCAAAAAGUGAAGGCCAUCGUUAGAAAGAUAACUCAGCGAUUUAAACCGCAAGCUGAAGAGGUCAAACAUUACAUGGGCGUUUGAGGAAAGGGCUGAGUACCGGGCCGGUCGGAAGCAGUUACAAUGGUUUGGGCCCUCGAGUCUCUUGACCGACAACAUUCACAGCGUUGGCCAACGGAUUGGCCACAACGUCCGUCGUGCCCAUUCCUUUCUCAAACUCUUACUACCACCACCAUCUCCGAGUAGUCUACCUGCUGCGAUAUCGAGCACUUUUACCAUUAAGGUGUAACCCCCACAACUACAUACAGAACGCCACUUCACCAUGCCACUUCCAGGCAAUGGAACACUAUCUCUUCAUGGAUAUUCGCGAAUUGGAGAUACCGCCACAACAGAGCCGAAGAAAGGCAUGAUUAUCCGAAUGUCCCCAGAGACUUUGGAUGCACUCCAGGACAACCUCCAAAAGCCUAAUAUCGAGCUCCAGCUCGAAGAUAAUCCCGGCUUAUGGAUUGCGGGCAAAUUCUUCUCGAUGAACUCUCAACCAGAGAAUUCACCGCACGAACUGUACCUCCGGACCUCAACCGCAUCAAAGCCCAAUGCGCCACUCAAGCUUCAAGCCAACAUUAUUGGCAAAUUUGUCGUCAACCGCGAGCUCGAUCAGCGACUACAGAACAAACUACGAGGUAGCGCCGCAGCGGCCGAGAAACAGCGGGAAGAACGUCAGAUUCAAAUACUCGAUGAGCCACCUAUAAUGUCCAAACCAGGUGCAAAGAAGGCAAAAGAGGCUGCUGGUACGAAGAAGACCAGAAAGACAGGUACUACAGUAACGACUGUCAAAUCGACUACCACUCGUGAUCGUAGUUUCUCGCCCAGCUUGCCUGCGGAAGAGAAGAACUAUAAGGUGAUUGGUGAUCCAUCCACAAGACGGCGGCUUGUGCACUGUCUUGCUAUACAACCUCGUGAUACGAUUGAGGUUGUAAACAUGGUCGGAGGGAAAGAUUGCGAUGCAGCUACAAAGAAUGAACUGUUCCAGAUCUUGAAAACUUGCGCUGUCCGGCGAGCCGAACCACAGAGCCCGGAUUCGAAGCCAAAGUGGUAUCUUCUGGCGAAUGCAUGGAGAGAGGUACGUCCGUUCGAGUAUGACCUCGCGGACGCCGAACGUACUAGGAUGGCACGAGAGUGCCGAAGGAACUUUGCGUUGCUCAAAAUCCCAGAGUCGGAUCCCCUCUGGGAACAUGCUCGAUUCAGAGACCCUGGAAAUUCACGCCCAGGUGCGAGUACAGCACCGGAACCAAAGAAGGGAAUCACAACGCGAGAGGCGAAACAAAAGAAAGCUGCUAUAGGCGCUUCCAAGAAAGGUAACGAUACUAUCAUCGCAAAGGACGAAAGGGUUCAAUCAACGAGAUCCAAAGCUGAGCCUCCAGUGAACGCUGGCAGUGGUACCACCGUCCGAGCUGUACCCAGGAAACCGCCAGGUUCAGGGUAUAAGAGCAAAGCGGGUAGCACUACACCAUCUCCUUCUACGCCCGAGAUUUCUAGCGUGGGCCCCUCUUCACUACCGCGGAAACCAGACUUCUUGCCGACCCAGAGUCGCACUCCUUCAGGAACUGACCGAACCUCCGCGAAACCUAGAGAUGCUCUACCCAGUUCUAACACAAACGAAGGCCGAGCUAACGAUGUGGCAUCUCUUAGUUUUAAGCGCAAGACUGCUAUGCGCGAAGAGCAAGAGGCGGAGAUGUCAGAUAGAGACCGUCCUAAGCCUAUGCUCAAGAGACGAAAGAUCGGCGAAACAAAUGAGACCCAAAAUAGCAGGCCGACAUAUGAUCGAAUACCUUCACUUCCGAACAAACCAACCACAGCGAUAGGCGAUGCAUCCCCCCGUCCAGCCUCACGUGCGAUCAAGAAGGAGGCUUCACCUUUUGGCGGUUCGCCUCUACCACGAUCUCCUCUUCCGCCAACGCACUCUUCUCUCCCUCCUACACGUUCACCUCUCGCCACUCGUAAGGUCAGCGCGCAAGACCGCGUUGUUUCUGCCUCCUCUUCAUCAUCUGCUCAGUCUCGUCAGGGACAGUCUAGUCAACCUUCGACUAGAAACGGAUCUUCGAAACCCAAACGAAGGUCCCCGAUCUACACUUCCUCGGAAGAUGAGCAAGAUCCACCACCUAAGCCUGCUGCUCGAAACUCUGAGGCAGCAUCUCAUUCGGCGAACCCUCCUCCGCCUGCAAAGAAGGCCGGACGCACAUCUCGUGAAAAAGAACCUCUCAGCUUGCCAGAUGACGAAGCUGGACUUCGGAAACUGUACAAAUCGAAGUAUAGACCGUACAUUACGCUGUAUACCAAACACGUCAGCGCUGUUGAUACCAUUGAGAGGCUACUGGCAAAGGAUGACGAGACGACGGAUUCGGAUAUAGACAUGGAUGUCUUGGAUGAAAACGAGAUGAUGAACUUGAAAACCGAUCUUACCACUGCCACGGAGGAGCUAGAGAUGAUUCGAGAUGCGCAUUCCAAGCUGAUGAGGUUAGGAAAGGCCAGUGGGAAGCUCUCGGAUGACGAGUGACGGUUGUGUAUCAGGUUCAAAAGUAAUAGGGGACAUGUUGUGGACAUUGGAUGUAUUGAUAGAUCUCUGUUUGGUUUGGAUACCCUUCACCAUUUGGUUCAUAUAUAUAGCUAUACACAUGUAUCCGUCGUUAGAGCUACUGGCGAUACUCUUAUAAAUGUACUCUGUCCGACUUGUAGUAUACGAGAGGGGGAUGUGCAACUCAGUUUUUCGGCUUUUCAGC
Molecule: messenger RNA, 2828 nt
Organism: Somion occarium
Lineage: Eukaryota; Fungi; Basidiomycota; Agaricomycetes; Polyporales; Cerrenaceae
Source: the annotation of a GenBank genome assembly